Molecule: messenger RNA, 629 nt
Organism: Porites evermanni
Lineage: Eukaryota; Metazoa; Cnidaria; Anthozoa; Scleractinia; Poritidae
Source: the annotation of a GenBank genome assembly
AUGCAGGUUGUUUUCCAGACAGAAACCACAGAAAUCCCAGAAGACGCGUUCAAAUAUUGGCCAGCUGAAGGCAGCAAAGGUAUAGUAAUAAUAACUGCAUUAACAAAAAACACACACAAUGCACUUAUUUUCGUUAAUUUAGCAGUCACGAAACAGUUACAUUAUAAAGCAGUCUUUAUUGUAUUCUUCAGAAUCGGUUUUUCAAGGCGGGAAACCUUCACACGCCCCCACUUCAGAUCUUUCAUUAGACCGCCUAAACGUGCUUGGCCUACGCGAAAUCUUACGGCCGGGCUAAUUAGUAGUCUACGAAACAGUUAUUUGCUUAAGAAACUAGCUGAGGCCCAGAGUAGGUUAGAAUCACACAAUAUAGUGUCGCUCUAUUCCCCUUAACUGAAGGCAUUUCUGACCCGCCAUGCAUCACACAAGCAACAUAUCCAAAGCUGAGGCGAGAAUGGAAAUUUAAUUCAUGAAGAUUUAUUACAGCUUUUCUUUCUUUAGAUUCGCUUCCAUUGGCGACUUUGGACGUGCGAAGUUUGCCAGCGGCUUUCUCGCUGCUCAAAAAGACAAAGGCAGAUAGUCAUCAUGGCUAUAUGUCUACCAUGGUUGUUGGUGAAGAAAAUCAUGUUUAA